Molecule: messenger RNA, 2087 nt
Organism: Dinoponera quadriceps
Lineage: Eukaryota; Metazoa; Arthropoda; Insecta; Hymenoptera; Formicidae
Gene: Skp2
Product: S-phase kinase-associated protein 2
Exons: 6
Coding region: 720-2087 (455 amino acids)
Biological process (GO): SCF-dependent proteasomal ubiquitin-dependent protein catabolic process
Cellular component (GO): SCF ubiquitin ligase complex
Molecular function (GO): protein binding
Source: RefSeq, a predicted model, not a curated record
CGUGCUUAUACUUCGUUAAACUCGUAGUGAAUCACAAGAUUUCUCCCAGCACACGAUGCUCAGCGCAAAGAAAUGAUAAAUUGAAGUGUGCAUAAAUUGUCCUUAACCACACUAGUUGCGCCAAACGAUACGUAGAAUAUUUCUCAGAUCGGUCUGUAGCAUUCGCGCGCGUUUUUCCCUCCAUUCGAGGCAUUUCUGUCUUUAUCACGUGUGUUCCCGCCGUUAUACCGAUCGACCAAUCGACGGCUGAUUUCAACAAUCACCUCGCCAUAUCACUAGCCAACCGAGCAAUUACCGCGCCGUUAGUGAGUGGUUGUUCGUAUCGUGUUGACCGAUGUGGUGUCUGAUCGUUUACUAUACGAUAACCGUCCCGAAAAAGGAGCGGUGCAACUGCUAUUUCGUCAGAAAUGGAUUCCAUUACAGUUAAAAAUAUGUUGUUGCACGAGAUCGGUUGUUCAGUAAACACCGAGGAAUCUUCACCACCUGAUAGGUGAGGCUAACUUCGAUGUGAGGGCAAAACGCGUUUACCAAGGUCCUUUCGGUUGCUACCUGCAUGUGAAUCCCUCGUUGCUUCAUAACGAUCACAGGGAAGAAAGAGUAAACAAAUACGUCUGGAAAAUCCCUGCAAUAACAAUCUAAUUAAUAAUGUGCCUCAAAAUAGUACAAGAUGGUCAUAUUCUGGAAAUACUAGUUUUGUAGAACCUGAAAUUUUAGAGGAUAUGGGUGUUAGUAUGUUGGAAGAUCCAACAGCAAAUGAUGAAAGUACAAAACAGUUACAUUCUCAAGAUUGUAUAAUGUCUCCUGUAAAGUCAGAUAGUAAGAGAAAGUUAAACAAAAGACACAAAAAUGAUGGCAUAGAAUGUCACGAAAAGAUUCAUACGAAUUCUAGUGCGGAUAAUGCAAACGUUGAGAGAAUAGAGCAAGAUGGAUGUAUCUACGAUUUGGCUGUAUUUAAUAGCACAGAGAAUGAAUCCAACAGUUCGUCGAGAGCAAAAGAAAAUUUGGCUGGAGAAAGUACGGAUGCUUCUGCUGAUAAUGUUGGCGUCGAUCAAUUCUGCUUAUAUAGAAGAAAAAAGAAGCUCUCGAUCAUUGGUGAAAAUAAAUUUAAUGAGUUGUCCGAUGAGAUAAUUCUGAUGAUACUAAAAUGGCUACCCAAGAAAUGUUUGGUACGCUCUAUGUUAGUGUGUAGACGUUGGUAUCGAGUAGCUCGUGACGAAGCUUUAUGGACUAGAUUAGAUUUGGGUGGUAAAGUUCUAAGUGAAGGUACAUUAGGGUUUAUAUUACCACGUGGAGUACAAAUUCUAAGACUGGCACAAGCGGAAAUUGCGGAUCCGGUUUUCUAUGGGCCCAAUAUACAGUGCGAUUACAUUAGAGAUUUUUAUACGAGUAGAUUACAAUAUUUGGAUCUAUCUAUGGCAGUUAUAUCACCAAAUGGCUUGGCUACAUUAUUGUCCAAAUGUAAAUCAUUGAAAAACUUGUCACUUGAAAAAUGUACAAUAAGUAGGGCUUGCUUUAGUGAAAUUCAACAAAACACAGAGUUAGAAGUUCUGAAUUUAACUAUGUGCGAAGAUAUUAAUGCUAAUUGUAUCAUGGAUUUGGUAAAACUCAAUUGCUUAACUGCCCUCAAUGUAGCUUGGUGUUGCUUGGAUAGUGAGAGUGUGUCGGUACUUUGUAAAACAUUGCCAUCAUCUAUUAGACGUUUGAAUAUAGCUGGUUGUAGGAAAACAAUGAAUGAUAAUAACGUGAAGGAUCUGUUGAGACGAUGUCCGGAUAUCAUAGAAUUGGAUUUGAGUGAUUGUGCUAUACUCACCAUAAGCAGCAUUCAUACUUUACUGAAUUUCACCGAAUUGGAACACUUGUCGCUGAGUCGUUGUUACAGUAUUCCACAGUCAGCUUUCGCAAGAUUAGCUCAGAUGCCGUCUUUAUUAUACUUGGACAUUUUUGGCUUAGUGUCAGAACCAGUGCUCAAGUCACUGCGGGAUAAUUAUCGUAAAGUUGAAAUUAACAAGUUCUUCUACAGCUCUGUCGCGAGGCCAACAGUAGGUAUUCGAAGAACCAGUAUUUGGAGUCAACGUGUUAGAGAUUGA